AUGUGGCUCGAUUGGUGGGGUCCACCAAUUCUUUGGUUAUUUUUUCACACAAUAUCUUAUGCGGCUUCGACUCAACCAGUCGCCCAAUUCGCGAUGUGUCAAGCAAAAUGUUUACAAGAGUACGCAAAUCGAAAAGAUCGAACGUUACACAGUGGGGAGAUCGUUUUAAACGAGAUCGAGAUCGGCAACAACACGCAGUUUAGCUUGUGCAAACUUGGAUGCUCGGUUUCUGGAUUCUCCGAGUUGGAUUUACCAGCGUUUUUGGUCGGUCAAAGCACGGCAAAAGAGUUGGCAUUGAAGAGUGAAGAAACUUUACCUCAAACUGUCAUCAAUCGGAUCUCGCUUCUUUGUGUCGAUUAUUUACCGACAAAUCAUUCAAUUAACGGCCAAAUAUUCCUUUCAUUCAACAACACUCUCAAUGAUUUCUUUGUCUUUUUUAUUGAGGCCAUAUAUCGAUCAAAUGAAAUGACAAAAGGGGAAACGAUGUUUUGGAGCACUUUUGCGUAUUCACCAUCAAUCGAUGUGACUCUAUCCCUUCCCGUUGAUCUCUCUCAACUCCAUUUUCGUGUCACAACUUUUGGUCUUCGUGCAGUGUUUGGGGAAAUGGUGAAAAGCUCAUGGCUCUCUCGAACAACCAUUGAACAAUCAGCGAUCACAAAAUUAUCAACAAGUGUCAAGAAUCAGCUGUGGAAAGAAGAGCAAGCAGCUGUCGAGCUUCACUUUUCCGCUCCAGCCGGUCAGAUUCCCGCUUGUUCACUCACUCUCUCAUACGAUGCAUCGGUUGAUGAUCUGCAGAUACCAUUUCAAAUGGAUCGUUCCUUGGGAUAUCUUGUUGAUGGUCUUCUUUUUGAGCAUGAUUAUCGAGUCCGGAUUGGAGCAACGAUAAAGACACAACAAGGACAAGAAUUCGCUGGAGAAGAGAGUUUAGUAAAGACAGCACCGUGUCGAAAAUUGGCAAAAGACUCGGGAAUGUGUGCGCCUUCAUCUGUUGAAAAUAUUCAAUGGAGUUGGGCAGGGCAAGACGCGAUUCAACUCAAUUGGUCAUAUCCUGGAGAUGGAGAGAAUCAAUUGGCGACUCCAUAUCGUGCCGUUCAUUUCUCGAUUUCGAUGAGAACUCUUUCAUCGUCUGGUCCACAAUGUGCUGAUGUACCAGAGCAAAAGAGAAGCAUCACUGGGACUCAUCGAUCCGUCCAAUUGUAUCCAAGUGAAACUGGUUGUAAUUACGAGAUCGAGAUCGUUGUUGUUGAUUCGCGAAAUCGUCGCUCACCACCAACGAAAACACAAAUUAUUCGUUACGAGAAAGCAAGCAGUUUGAUUAUUGGAGCUGCGGCAAGAGAUUGGGCACAAGCUGGAAUGUUGUUUGUGAUGUUCACAGUAGUCUUGAUUUCUGUUAUUGCCGCGGUUACUGUAUGCAUUCGAUCGAGAAGGUUGACAAUGAUGCAAAAAGAUUUGGGAAAAGCGUUGAGGCAAAGUGUUGUCACUGGAACUAUUUGCACUAAUGACUCUGGCAGUGAACAAUGGUGUCAAGUUGGAUCGGGGAAACAAAUCGUUGGCUUGAGAUCGGGAUAUCUUGACUCGGAUGAGGAAAGUCAUCGAGGCAGUGGGAGUAGUGGGGAAAGAAGUGAUGGAAACGCGAGAAGAAACUACAGUGCCACACUCCCAAGACCACCAAAUAUGGAUCCACCCCAAAUCCACUAUAUGAGCUCUUUUCGCGGAGUUCACUCGUUGAGGCGACCCGUUCAAUCGAAUAUCUCGCAACAACCGAUUUACGCUAGUGAUGUCACGCGUUUAGCUGACAAAGAUGGAUACACAAGAUUUGUCAAUCAGAAGUUGACCCCAGAGAAACGUGGACCAAGCCUUGCCAUAAUGGAUGCUGUGCUGCCAGCUACCCCCAGAAUUCCCGUUCAUCAAGUCGAUUUGGUGGAAUACUUGGAGUGUGGCCGUUUCACAAUGCAGACACUAGUCGCGGUGAGACAAAAUCGAGACUAUGUGAGAGCUCUCGAAAAACAAGCAAUCGCUGAUGGCCAAAAAUCCGAGUUGGCCAUUCGGAGAGAGCUGCGAGCUGUGCAAGCAAUGUGUGCAACUUCAUCGCACACAGUUCCAUCAAUAUUGCGAUUCUUGGGAGUGGUCACGGAUUUGGUUGAGGAUACGGAACGAGUCUCCGGCUUACUCUUUGAGCAUUGUCAGGGUGGAGAUCUCCUCUCAUUGCUCCAUCUCAUCUCAACUUCACUCCAAGCCACUUCACUCAAUUCCGGCAAUAUCUAUGAGGAUGUUUAUUGCAUUGAGCAAAAGAAUAUUGCUUUAUUCUUGAUUCAAUGUUGUCAAGAUGUGGGAAAUGCUGUGAAAUACAUCUCCGAGUGUGGUUUUCUUCAUCGUGACAUUGGGGUUCAUUGUGUUCAUUUAAUGCUUCCCUGGCAAGAUGCUUUCGUUCAACCACCUGGGCAAAGAGCAAAGAUUGUUGAUUUUGGCCUUUGUGAACCAGUAAGAUUGGGCACAAUCGAUGAUGAUGGAGAGGGAUUGGACUUGAGUCGACUUCCACCAGAAACUCAUGAUGAGGGAAUUUACACAAAAGAAGGGGAUAUAUGGGAAUUUGGUCUUUUCUUGUAUGAGAUUUGCACACUCGGCAGGAAUCCUCUUUUCGAGAUUCGAGAGAAAUCGGACAGAGAUCUGAGGAUACAGCGAGAGGUCAAAAGGAUGGCUUUCGGUGUACAAGAAGUUGAUCAACUCCUCGCCGAACCCCUCCGAUUCCUUAUCUCUGAAUGUCUUCACAUUUCGAUGAGUCGCCGUCCAAAUCCCUCCUCGAUUCUUCGUUUUCUUGAAGAGCUUUUACCUCCAAAAGUCCUACGAACCGAGAGUUUUUAUGUA
Messenger RNA from Mesorhabditis belari, 2865 nucleotides. Lineage: Eukaryota; Metazoa; Nematoda; Chromadorea; Rhabditida; Rhabditidae. The record is from the annotation of a GenBank genome assembly.